This is a messenger RNA of Dicentrarchus labrax (European seabass), 1048 nucleotides long. RefSeq names its product polymeric immunoglobulin receptor-like. The record is from RefSeq and is a predicted model, not a curated record. The transcript has 6 exons. NCBI's taxonomy places the organism in Eukaryota, Metazoa, Chordata, Actinopteri, Moronidae. The coding region runs from base 26 to 1048 and encodes 340 amino acids.
ACAGAGACAGUUCUCCUGCAGGUUAAUGAUUUGUCUCAUCGGGAUCAAAUUCAAAAUGAAUAUCCAACAUGUUCUCUUCGUCUGCUUCUUAUCAGCACUGUGUGGGGGAGACUCUGGGCUCGUCAGUGCAAGACUCAACCUUUACACAGGAGCUGUAGGAGGAAGUGGUACACUUGAGUGCACCUUGCGUCUGUCUGGAAGCAACAAGUUCUUCUGUAAGAAAGAAUGUAAAGCAGAAGAUAUUCUAAUUAAAACAGAUGGUGUCAGAGCUCACAGUGGCAGAUACAGCAUUAAAUACAGAAAUGAUUCUCCUGAAAGAGGAAUUCUGUCUGUGACCAUCACAAAUCUGACCAAGUCUGACUCAGGACGGUACAGGUGUGGUUUGGGACAAACUUUGGUUCCAGGUUCAUACAGGGACUUUGAGAUCAGAGUUUCAGAUGCACCGUUGGGGAAAAACACUGUUUUUAUCCGUACAAAUACUGAAGGAGAAAAUAUCACUUAUGGAUGCAGCGAUACUGUCUACGGAAAGAAGAAGUUCUUGUGUAAGGGCGAUUGUAAAACAGAAGAGGACAUUCUCACUGAAACAGAGGAGAACAGAGCUCAGAAUGGCAGAUACAGCAUUGAAUAUAAAGAACGAUCUGGACUGUAUAUGACCAUCACACAGGCGACCAAGUCAGACACAGGAUGGUACAAGUGUGGUUACGGCAGAGCUUUGUCUCCAGAUUCAUCUUAUAAGUUACCAAUCCUUGUCAUUGAUGCCUCCACACCAACAGCAACAACACCAACAGCAACGCCAGCAUCAGCAACCACCCAGUUGUCAGAUGUGCUGCUGUAUGUGAUUGUGACUGCUGUCAUCAUCGUCAUCAUCUUGGGUCUGGUACUGACCAUAAUCUGCAUUCAGAGGAACACCAAACUUGACUGUUGGAAGACCAGAGGGAACUCAGAUGACACAAACAUUGAGGUGACUGUCUUUAACUCUUUAUUUACUCUCACUGUUGGCACAGAUGUGCCAGUGCACAAGAUAAUCAUUAGAGAUGAUCCGAGCUGA